This is a messenger RNA of Aureobasidium namibiae CBS 147.97, 759 nucleotides long. RefSeq lists its product as uncharacterized. Gene Ontology annotation, biological process: kinetochore assembly; protein localization to kinetochore; attachment of mitotic spindle microtubules to kinetochore. The record is from RefSeq and is a predicted model, not a curated record. Gene Ontology annotation, cellular component: kinetochore. The transcript has 2 exons. Bases 1 to 759 code for a protein of 252 amino acids. NCBI's taxonomy places the organism in Eukaryota, Fungi, Ascomycota, Dothideomycetes, Dothideales, Saccotheciaceae.
AUGGCUGAAACUGAAGAUUUGUCGCUCACCAUUCUCAGCCUAGCUGAACCGCUGCUCUCUGCCCAUGGUGGCGGCGAUGGCAUCACCAAGUCAUCGCUCGGUGCAGAGCUCGAGCACUACAAAGAUCUCUUUUCCAAGUUGCGCUUUUCAUAUGUUGAACAAGUCACCAAAGAGAACUUUCUCAAGGCCAUAGUCGCCAACCCGCCACAGCUGGUCGAUGCUGCUGAGAAUGCCCGGCUGGAACAAGAUCUGGCUCAAGCAAAAGCCGCUCUCAAGGCAAAGAAAGAAGAGACCAACCAGAAAGUUCGAGAACUGCAAGAGCUGGCAUCUCGUCUGGCACAAUCCCAUGACUUGAUCCAACUGCAAACCACUCAACUGCACGCUCUGCCUGCCGACAUCCAGAACCUCCAACUCACCAUCGCAAACCUCAAAGCCGCCCAAGAAGCCCCCUCGUCCUUGCCCAUGCUCAACCUUCCCCUCCAUUCCACAAACGCCCUCCUGUCAGAAAAGGAAUCAGAACUCGCCCGACUCGAUCGUGAGAUCGCUCAACUUCAAUCUGCCUUGCCCGACAAGAAACGCUGCGUCGCUGCCCUGAAGGCUGACCUGGAGCCCAUCGAGUCUCGUAAACGCUCCGCCAUUGCAGACGCUCAAGACGCUCAUAAGAAGCGAGGACAGCAUUCUCUUGCACAAGACCUUGACGAGAGGGGAAAGUGGCUGAAGUCGGCUGAUGCCGGUCUCCGUUUGAUGCUUCAGAUCUAA